This is a messenger RNA of Phyllostomus discolor (pale spear-nosed bat), 5144 nucleotides long. It is a transcript of the gene INPP4B, whose product is annotated as inositol polyphosphate-4-phosphatase type II B. Lineage: Eukaryota; Metazoa; Chordata; Mammalia; Chiroptera; Phyllostomidae. The transcript has 24 exons. Gene Ontology annotation, cellular component: cytoplasm. Gene Ontology annotation, molecular function: phosphatidylinositol-3,4-bisphosphate 4-phosphatase activity. Bases 187 to 2961 code for a protein of 924 amino acids. The record is from RefSeq and is a predicted model, not a curated record.
GGCUCUGAAGUCAGCAACGCGGCAUCAAAGAGCAGAGCUGUUUGGGGAGUACAGCGAAGAAGCAGAGUUUCAGAGUGGGAUAUCAGGUCUUUCGUGUGAAGAUAACGUCGAUAUUAGACCGGGAAUCAUUGGCACGGACCCUUGGGCAGAGAACAUUGGAAAAUUAUACAACGGUGAAGGUUAAUCAUGGAAAUCAAAGAGGAAGGAGCGUCGGAGGAAGGCCAGCACUUUCUUCCCACACCCCAGGCAAAUGACACUGGGGACUUUCAGUUGACAAGUAUUCAGAAGUCGCCCAGUGAACCACAGUUGGAAUUCAUCCUUGCGUGCAAGGAUCUGGUGGCUCCUGUCCGUGAUCGGAAGCUGAAUACCCUGGUGCAGAUCUCGGUCAUCCACCCCACUGAGCAGGGGCUGACAAGGUACUCCAGCACGGAGAUCGUGGAGGGAACAAGGGACCCGCAGUUCCUGACCGGUGUCACCUUCCCGUCUGAGUAUCCCAUUUAUGAGGAGACCAAAAUAAAGCUCACAGUCUAUGAUGUCAAGGACAAGUCCCAUGACACUGUUCGAACCAGUGUCCAGCCUGAUCAUAAGGAUCCCCUGCCAGAGAUCGGGCGAAGCUUCCUGGGCUAUGCCAGCUUCAAAGUGGGGGAACUGCUGAGGUCGAAGGAGCGACUGCUGGCCCUGAGGCUGAGAGCUUCCGAUGGUGGCAAAGUCGUUGGCACCAUAGAAGUCAGUGUCGUGAAGAUGGGGGAGAUUGAGGACGGGGAAGCCGACCACAUCACGACAGAUGUGCAGGGACAAAAGUGUGCACUGGUGUGUGAAUGCACAGCCCCAGAGAGUGGGAGCAGAAAAGACAGCUUACCCUUUUUGAACGCAGUGUUAAAGAACCCGGUGUGCAAGCUGUACCGAUUCCCCACGUCCGACAAUAAGUGGAUGCGAGUCCGGGAGCAGAUGUCGGAGAGCGCGCUGUCUUUCCACGUUCCCAAGGAGCUCAUCUCCCUUCACAUAAAGGAAGACCUGUGCAGAAACCAGGAACUGAAGGAACUCGGUGAACUUUCUCCACACUGGGACAAUCUACGGAAAAACGUCCUCACUCACUGUGAUCAAAUGGUGAACAUGUACCAAGACAUUCUGACGGAGCUCAGCAAGGAAACAGGGUCCUCUUUCAAAUCAAGCAGCAGCAAAGGAGAGAAAACACUGGAAUUCGUCCCGGUCAAUCUGCAUCUGCAGAGAAUGCACGUCCACAGCCCUCAGCUGAAAGAUGCUCUCUACGAUGUUAUCACCGUGGGAGCCCCAGCUGCCCACUUUCAGGGAUUUAAGAAUGGCGGUCUUCGGAAACUACUCCACCGAUUCGAAACAGAAAGAAGAAACACUGGGUACCAGUUUAUUUACUAUUCACCUGAAAACACAGCCAAAGCAAAGGAGGUUCUCAGCAACAUCAAUCAACUCCAGCCUCUGAUAGCAACCCAUGCAGACCUCCUGCUUGAUUCUGCAAGCCAGCGUUCUCCAGACAGCUUGAAGAACUCCUUAAAGAUGCUUUCUGAAAAAACAGAGCUUUUUGUGCACGCCUUCAAGGAUCAGCUGGUCAGAAGCGCCCUGUUAGCACUUUACACUGCCAGGCCAGGAGGUGUCCUUACGAAGCCACCCUCUCCUAAGAACAGCGUGGAGGAGAGCUGUCCCCAGGGUCCGUCCUCACCGAUGCGAAGGCAGGACUCCAUACCCCAUCACUCAGACUACGACGAGGAAGAGUGGGAUAGGGUGUGGGCCAACGUGGGGAAGAGCCUGAACUGCGUCAUCGCUAUGGUGGACAAGCUGAUCGAAAAUGAUGGUGGCAGUGAAGACAGCGGUGGCAGCAAGAACGGGGAAAAGGACCCUUCGGUCGUGGACUCCAUCGUAACUCACCCAGGGGAGGACUGGUAUGAGCAGCUGUACCCCCUCAUCCUGACCCUGAAGGACUGCAUGGAGGAAGUGGUGAGCCGCGCCAAGCAGUCCCUGACCUUCGUGCUCCUCCAGGAACUGGCGUACAGCCUGCCCCAGUGUCUGAUGCUCACCCUGAGGAGGGACGUCGUCUUCAGCCAAGCACUUGCUGGAUUGGUUUGUGGUUUCAUCAUCAAAUUACACACCAGUCUGCACGACCCCGGCUUCCUGCAGCAGCUGCACACAGUGGGGCUGGUGGCGCAGUACGAAGGUCUGCUGAGUACCUACAGUGAUGAAAUUGGAAUGCUGGAGGACAUGGCGGUGGGCAUUUCCGACCUGAAGAAAGUCGCGUUUAAAAUCAUCGAAGCCAAAUCCAGUGAUGUCUUGCCGGUGAUAACAGGGAGACGCGAGCACUACGUGGUGGAGGUGAAGCUCCCAGCGAGGAUGUUUGAGUCCCUGCCGCUGCCGGUUAGAGAGGGCCAGCUGCUCCACGUGCACCCCGUGCUUUUUAACGUUGGGAUCAACGAGCAGCAAACUCUUGCCGAGAGGUUUGGAGAUGUUUCUUUGCAGGAAAGUAUUAAUCAGGAAAAUUUUGAACUUCUAAAAGAAUACUGCACGAUAUUUAUGGAAAAGAUGCCUCCUGAUUACAUUUCACAGUUUCAAGAACAGCAUGAUUUAAAGGGAUUACUAGAAAACCUCCAUCAGAAUAUCCAAGCCAAAAAAAGGAAGAAUGUGGAGAUCAUGUGGCUGGCCGCAACGAUCUGUCGCAAACUCAAUGGCAUUCGCUUUACCUGUUGUAAAAGUGCCAAAGACAGGACGUCGAUGUCGGUGACGCUGGAGCAGUGCUCCAUCCUGAGAGACGAGCACCAGCUGCACAAGGACUUCUUCAUUCGGGCCCUGGACUGCAUGAGGAGAGAAGGAUGCCGCAUAGAGAAUGUGCUGAAGAAUAUCAAAUGCAGAAAGUAUGCUUUCAACAUGCUGCAGCUGAUGGCUUUCCCCAAGUACUACAGACCUCCAGAGGGGACUUACGGAAAGGCCGACACCUAAGGCUGCCCACGUGUACAUGAACAGGGACACAAACACCCGUCUGUUGGAUAAUCUCUGCCUUUUUUUUUAUUGUCUUGAAUUUGUGGAGGGACGUGACCAGGGAUGUUUGCCCAAGUCUAAGAAUUACUUGAAUUGGUUAUCAGCACAUUUCUCUGAGAGAAAUCCAUUUUUAAAACAAUCUUACGUAAUAUUGUCCUUUCUAGUUCUAAGCUUCUGGGUGUUGACUCUCGCUGGCUGAGAUCGGCUUGGAACGUGUAGCUUUCACUCAUGGAGUGUUUUAAUGGGAGGCAUUCUGAGAACGCAGGUCCACGGAGGCCGAGAGGCGAUGCAGACAGCGGCUCUCCCUCCAAAGUGAAGCUGGGAGAGGGUGGAGGGAGGGGGACGUUGCGAGAUCAUCUCACAGCUUUUCUCACACGUACUCUUAGAGCCUGUUUCUGAGGUUUAGCCACGGUUUUCUAGUGAGCUGAAAUGAGGUCACAUUGACUCACCAUCGGACUCCAGGACAUGGUGCCCUGUGCCUGGAAAGACUUUGUCGUCCGGCUGAGAUGCCACCACUCCUCCUGGACAGGUGGAUGAACAGUGUCAGUAAAGCAGUGAAAAUACUCUCCGAAAACAUGGUUUCUUUGCAAAGCUCUGACCUGGGUUGUGCAGCCCUGUUGUACAAGUGGCACGAGAGGAAGUUUAAUAGGAUAACAGGCAAAACACGGUGAGGAACGAGAAACUGCAAGUACGCCCCAAAUGAAAAUCUCCAUCAGCCUGAACUUCAUGUAGUCGGGUUCAUGACAGUGAACCGUGUGUCUUUGAGAUGUUCUCCAAAAGUCAUCUUGGUUAGACUGUAGAUGGUGCAAAUCUGCAUUGCCUGGAUAAAAUAGUGUAUGUGCAUAAACCUUCUAAAAUACAUGCAGCCAUAACUGAUGACAGACCAAAACAAUUAUUUGUUAACCUGAAUUCCCAAUGUGUCCUUAUCCAGUAAAAUAACACUAUAAACAGUCCAGAAUUUUAAAUUAGAAGCUUCCUUAGACAUUACCUAGUGUAACACCUUUACAAAUGGCUACCCUGGAGCCCAGGGAAGCCCUGCCCCCAGUCGCCCAGCUAGACAACUUUAGAUCCGCGACGACAGCCUCCUGUGGCCUUCCUCCCCUGUGGCUUCACUCCUCUCCUGGCUGCCGGGCCACAUAUCCGUGGCGAUUGUGGGAGAAUGCUAGUGAGUGAAACAGAAAUCGGCAGUUAUGACUGAAAUUCAAACUUAGAUGGCGACCACACUCUGAACAAAUGAAACCUAUUUUCUCCAAAUUUCAGGAAUGCAUUGUCUUUCUUCUCUCACUAGAGGGGCGUGGCACUCAGAGCACACCUCUCAGUUGGAAACCCCAGACGCCUGUUACUCAGACGUGUCUUAGCUGUGGCCACACUGAACGGAGUUGUAUUGCGGGCUUUCCAUAGCGCAUGUGACAGAAGACACUUACUGAAAUAAGGAUUCCAAACAGAUCUCUAGAUUCAUGGGCUUUUUCAAAUUCAUGCAGAUUGUAGAUGACCCUCUGGGGAUUUUCAUACUAGAAUGAUCCAUCUGUCAUUUUCGCUCAUGACUGCAGGCAUUAUAUUUGAGGCAGUUGCCAAACGACCAACCGCCUUUGUGGCUCUGCUCAUGGGGAAAGUGAUCUCGGUGUUCUGUUUUAUACCUCCUUCUCCGUGUCAGGGAUCAACUAUAAUCUCUGAACUGUUCUGUGCCAUUUGGAAAUGGUAGGGUUUGUGGUUAUUUUCACUGUGCCAUUGGAUGUAAGGGAACAGUCUGGGAUGAGAGAGGUUUCCCUGGACAACCGUGAGCCCUCCUUCAGGAUGCCUAGUGGCAGCUGGUGCCAAGAACCUGAGCGGGUUAUCCUCAUGGGAAUGCUCUUAUACAUAAGAAUUUGUGUUUGCAUUUGUAAAAAUGAGAAUGCUUGACUCAAAUGUAGAAAAAUAUUUAGCUAGAAAGUUUUUUUUUAUUUUUGGAAGACUUUUUAAAGAUUUGUUUUCUUUUACAAUAAGUACCAAUGUAGAUGCCUCAAAGGGUAGCGAUUCCUGAACUACAAAGGCAUCUGAGUUGUUGUUUAUGAUCAACAUGGCCAUCCGCAUUUCCCUGCAGGAUGCCCAUGUUUGUGCAUACUUUUAAAGCUGGAUUUCAUCAAAGAAAUUCACCUUUCACAGAG